Messenger RNA from Oryzias melastigma (Indian medaka), 796 nucleotides. RefSeq names its product NADH:ubiquinone oxidoreductase subunit AB1b (gene ndufab1b). The transcript has 5 exons. Bases 51 to 530 code for a protein of 159 amino acids. Gene Ontology annotation, cellular component: mitochondrion. Lineage: Eukaryota; Metazoa; Chordata; Actinopteri; Beloniformes; Adrianichthyidae. Gene Ontology annotation, molecular function: acyl binding; acyl carrier activity. Gene Ontology annotation, biological process: fatty acid biosynthetic process. The record is from RefSeq and is a predicted model, not a curated record.
CUUGGUUUCGUUCUUCUUCUACGCUUCGCACGUUGCUUAUCCUCCGCUGGAUGCUUAUCGUCAUGGCGGCCCGUGUCCUGCAGCAGUGUGUCCGCUCGCUCGCACGGCCCUCGUUGAGGCUUUGCACGGGUAACGUAGCAGUCAGAGCCGCCGCCGCUCCGGCAGUGGCCAUCCACCGACCUCUGUCCUUCGCUGCAGAGAGCCGGAGGACGCGGUGGUUCGGUCAGAGCCGGAUCUCAGUGGGGGUGUUUUGCCGACAGUAUGGCGACCUGCCCCCCCUCACCUUAGAAACCAUCAAAGACCGUGUCAUGUAUGUGCUGAAGCUCUAUGACAAGAUCAACCCAGAGAAGCUGCAGACCUCCUCCCACUUCAUGAAGGACUUGGGUUUGGACAGCUUGGACCAGGUGGAGAUCAUAAUGGCGAUGGAGGAUGAGUUUGGCUUCGAGAUCCCAGACGCAGAGGCGGAGAAGUUGAUGACUCCAGAGGAGAUUGUACAAUACAUUGCAGACAAGAAAGACGUUUAUGAAUAAUCUGUUCUACAUCUCAAAAGAAUGAAGCCCCCACAGGAAGUACCGGUGAUGCAAACUCACGCCGCUGUCCCGUCUCUGCCCGACCAUCGUUCUCUUGCAGCGACGUUUGAGUCACCUCAUGUGUAUUUAAAUGUUUUUGGGCCACCAGAGGAAUUAAAACAAAGAAAAACUUAUUGUUUUAGGUAUUUUUUUUUCUUCUUCAUGCUCCAAUGGUUCUGAUGUAUAAUUUCUCAAUAGAUCAAUAAAACAAAUACAGUGUCUCUGUA